This is a messenger RNA of Colletotrichum destructivum, 1642 nucleotides long. Its product is annotated as Putative SANT/Myb domain-containing protein. The record is from RefSeq and is a predicted model, not a curated record. Bases 422 to 1285 code for a protein of 287 amino acids. The transcript has a single exon. Lineage: Eukaryota; Fungi; Ascomycota; Sordariomycetes; Glomerellales; Glomerellaceae.
CUCUUGCCGACAUCCAGGUCCCAGCCAACCUUUCCCUUCUUCCCAUCCACAACCGCCGCUCCCGCCGAACCCUCUCACCGACACACCACUCCUCAACUCCCUAGACACACAUUAUUGCUUCACCCGCAUUCCUCACCAUCGCUGAAACAUACAGCAACCCUGAACCAAUACUUCGGACGAGACGCUUGACCUCGCGACUAGCACCUUCACCCUUUAAACCCCUUCGCGCGCUCUCCCUACAGUGUCGCGGCGCAUUCCUCCAAGACCCUUCGCCCCCGUCUCUCCUCCCGUCGCAAAGUCGCGCACAACAGCAAAAGGAAAGAGAAAAAAGCCUCCUUGCUGUCGCGAACCCGCCAACCCACAUACACGAAAUCGCAUCUUCCAAGGCAGAUCAAUACAAAGCGCGUUUCUAUCGCCCAACAUGCUCAUGCCUUCCGCCUUCUCGUGCGACACGUCGCAGCCGCCUCUCACGCGCCUCCAGGCCUCCCUGUUCGCAUCGCCUCCCGCAAGCCCCCCAUCCCUUUCGAACCCCGGCUUCGGCAACAUCUUCGACACUUGCCGCUCCCUCCAGGCCCUCCUCUCGACCCCUCAACACCAGCCUAUCGCCGCUCCCACCUACGACGCACAGCAGUACUCGCUGCCCACACCAGCGCAGCUGCCAACGCCGCCCCUUGCCCACGCGCCUCCUCCUCUAAAGCUUCGUCUGCGUUCACGCGCGAAGCAGGAUGGCGGCGGCGUCAACAGCGACCACCUCGCGCGCAAGCGCAUCGCGAAGCGCGCGGCGCCUCGUGGCGUGAACAAGCGCCGGCGCGCGGCCGACGAUGACACGGACGGGGACGUCGAGAGCGACCUCGAUAUCUCGUCGCGGCGCCAAUCUAUUUCUGAAGAUCAGAACCGCAUCAACUCCCAGGUCCCCUCUUCACCAUCCACGCCUAAGCGCGCGCGCAUCGCGCCCGAGGCUAUACCACUGGGCCUCGAGCGCUCCGACUACCACACACUGCACCUCCUCAAUGGCGGCGAAAGCACCAAUAUGAAAAACACAGAAGAGACACAAGGCUCCAGCGUAGAGGUCGAGGCCGAUGGGGAGCCAUGGAGCGCCGAGGAAGACCGCAUACUCGUCGAGCUCGUGCUCGAGAAGCUCAAGCUCAGCAAGACGGAGUGGCAGGACUGCGCACGCAGCCUAGGCAAGGACAGGAAUUGCCUGUCACGGCGAUGGAAAAGCCUCAUGCUACAGGGGGACGUUGGUCUCAAGAGCCGAAGGACCAAGCUCCACGGCACCUGGUGAUGAUUUCCUUAUUGUCGGCCUCCAUCCGUUCAUUUAUUGUCACUUUUUUGGGUUUGCGACGUGUAUCAUUCCUGGUUUGGGGAUGACACGGGAUGCCGUAUGUGGCUGGCGUGUGAAAUGUCCGUUAACGGGGAAGACGCCCGGAAUUGACGUUGUUCUGAUUUGGGGAAACAUUUUGGAGCGAUUUACAGCGCGGCCUAUCCUGAGCUUGAUCUCGAGCUGCACCAGCUUUUGAGUUGGCAAUCUUAUCAUCAUCAUCAUCAUCCUUUCAUCCACCUGUGGUCCCGUUCCUCGUUCCAUGUGCGCUGGAACACCAGAAGAAGCUUUCCCGUAGCUUGCAAGCCUUGUAGCGUUACG